CAUCAAAUAGAUCGAGCUGUUGUUCAUAUACUUAUCUUGAAGUACGCAUCAUGGCAUCGAAACUAAAAAGUUUCUGCCUAACCUCCAUUUUCAUUCUGGUUAUUGUUGGGAUUACUUCAGGGGUACCACUUUCAACUUCACGAUCAGAUCACAUUCUAACCAAACGGGCAACCGGCGAUCAAUUCAACAAUGGCCACGUCAUGUCUUGGAAAACUUACAACAAUUUAUUAAAGUCCAAACCUGGCACGAUGGGAAAUAAUAUGGAUAAUUACUUUGGGUACGUUGAUCGACACGACCCCAGGCCCAUUCAGCCCUCACAAACUUACUCAAAUAGGAAGAUCCACACUUUUGUCGUCGGUUCGAGACAAGACGUGCAGAAUGCGGUUGUUAAUGGACAGGUACUUCCUCCCCAAGGCAGGCACACGGUUACAAAUCUACACGAAACUAAGCAGCCUCACACGCUUGUUAAUGUACAGAGAAAUAAUGCAGGUCAAAUUUCCAAAAUUUCCGACACCAAUCGGCACUUCGCUGGUGCUACGGUGAGCGGUAACGCGGUCCAUUACCAGGCGAAUUAUCAAGGUGGCAUUAACGGUAAUCCGAUCGGAGUGGCAAAUCCUAUCACACCACCUUCGAGGACUCUUUAUCAAUUAACCACGCCCGCGUCUGCACCCAAAGGAUUUGGUCGCGGUCGAGGUGGUGGCGGCCGGCGUGGGAGAGGAUAAAUUAUAAUUUCAUGCGACCUACUUCGGCCAUUCGAUACUUUCUUUACUAGAACUGAUAGUAAAUAAAUAGUGACCAUUCCAUGCAAAUUA
Messenger RNA from Folsomia candida, 812 nucleotides. RefSeq lists its product as uncharacterized. The transcript is spliced from 2 exons. The record is from RefSeq and is a predicted model, not a curated record. Bases 51 to 722 code for a protein of 223 amino acids. Lineage: Eukaryota; Metazoa; Arthropoda; Collembola; Entomobryomorpha; Isotomidae.